AUGUUUUUCAAACAAUCAGGCUACAAGCCCCGCACCCUCUCGACAUCCAGCCAAGGCUCUGCGGACCAACAACAAGAUGCCCUCAAAGAUGAGAAUAAGAAAUCCAGUCUCGAAAUCGCAGGGCCGGCCGUCAGUGCUGGUGCCGCGGGACGAAGAAGGUCCAGCGCCAACGCAGGUGCAUACGCAGGCUUGAACGGGCAUAAACGAUCUUCCCAGGACGAGCGCAAGACGAGCUGGAACGAGCAGAAGACGGCGCCGGGGAUUUUGGGGGGAAUGUGGAAUACUUUCACAAAGGGUAGCUGA
Messenger RNA from Exophiala viscosa, 303 nucleotides. RefSeq lists its product as uncharacterized. NCBI's taxonomy places the organism in Eukaryota, Fungi, Ascomycota, Eurotiomycetes, Chaetothyriales, Herpotrichiellaceae. The coding region runs from base 1 to 303 and encodes 100 amino acids. The record is from RefSeq and is a predicted model, not a curated record. The transcript is spliced from 2 exons.